GGGGCCAUAGUCGGCAAUAUCACAGUAAUGUUUAGAUGUAUAUGAACAAUGAACGCUUUAAAAAUGUUCGAUUUUGGACGACGAGUCCAACAUGGGUACCGAUCGGAAGUCGAAAAAGAAGAGGUCUCCGGCUGAGUUCUCGUCGGAAGAUGAAGGGAAGAACAAAAGGCGUAGAAGUUCAGAAACAAAGAGUGAUAAGAAAGAGAGAGACUCCGAUAGGAAGCACAAAUCGCAUAAAUCUUCAAGUACAAAAGAAGGGAAGCACAAACACAAAAGUAAACACCACAAGCAUGAACGUCGUGUGAUAUCAAAUUUCAAGGAGCUUUCAGACGCUGAUUACUUCUCCAAAAACAAUGAAUUUGCCACAUGGCUCAAAGAUGAGAAAGACAUGUUCUUCUCAGAUCUUUCUUCAGAAUCUGCACGUAAACUAUUUGCAGAAUUCAUCAAAGAUUGGAACAAACAAAAGCUUGAUUCCAAAUAUUAUGAUGGCAUUGUGACAGGGCCACGAACAUCUCAUAAUUGGAAAAUCAAAGUGGAUACAAAAGGGUAAGUUCAUAAUAUUUUUAGCAUCAGACAAUGCAGAUUUUAGCUAUCUGUUACUUUGUAGAAUUGUAACACUGAGUUUCAGUAAAUCUAAUUUUAAAUUCGUGAUUC
Lactuca sativa (garden lettuce) is the source of this 654-nucleotide messenger RNA. RefSeq names its product splicing regulatory glutamine/lysine-rich-like protein (gene SCI1). Lineage: Eukaryota; Viridiplantae; Streptophyta; Magnoliopsida; Asterales; Asteraceae. The record is from RefSeq and is a predicted model, not a curated record.